CAUUUCGUCGGAUCCUGGAGCCCUAGUUGAGCCUUCAGUUCACUGUUCGUACGUUGCUUCAUUUCCGCGAUCAAAACCAUUGAAUCCGCUUCGUUGUAUUGUAAUUCUCUCUGGAAGACGAAGAUCACUCAGUGAUAGAUGGGUCAGAUUCAGUACUCUGAGAAGUACUUCGACGACAUUUAUGAGUACAGGCACGUGGUUCUCCCACCCGAAGUCGCAAAGUUGCUUCCUAAGAAUCGUCUGCUCUCGGAAAAUGAAUGGCGUGCAAUUGGAGUUCAGCAGAGUCGUGGGUGGGUGCACUAUGCUAUUCAUCGUCCCGAACCGCAUAUCAUGCUAUUCAGGAGGCCCCUGAACUACCAACAGCAGCAGGAGAAUCGCACUCAACAAAAUGCGCUUGCUGCUAAAUGAUUGCUUCGUUAAAUGCGCUUGCUGCUAAAUGAUUGCUUCGUUUUACUGAUUUUGUGAAGUGCUACUAUCCAGAAAGAAAGGAGUUAAUAUUCAGUCAUAAGCAUAUAAUGGUGUUAAAAUGAAAUAUCCUGGUGUCUGUGGUCAAUUCUCUUGCUUAGAAAAUCGGCAGGAGUUUCUAUGUUUACUUGAACUCUGUAUGUUUGUAGAGGAGGCUUAUAUAUAUGCAUACGCCCUGUAUCUUUGCUGGACACUGCAAUUUCUUGAAUUUAGAAGCAAACAUGGGUUUUAUGGAUCUUGAUCCUUAA
Molecule: messenger RNA, 713 nt
Organism: Cucumis melo (muskmelon)
Lineage: Eukaryota; Viridiplantae; Streptophyta; Magnoliopsida; Cucurbitales; Cucurbitaceae
Product: cyclin-dependent kinases regulatory subunit 1-like
Exons: 3
Coding region: 139-408 (89 amino acids)
Biological process (GO): regulation of mitotic cell cycle
Cellular component (GO): SCF ubiquitin ligase complex; cyclin-dependent protein kinase holoenzyme complex
Molecular function (GO): histone binding; protein kinase binding; ubiquitin binding
Source: RefSeq, a predicted model, not a curated record